This is a messenger RNA of Dunckerocampus dactyliophorus (ringed pipefish), 2042 nucleotides long. Its product is annotated as gastrula zinc finger protein XlCGF7.1-like. Lineage: Eukaryota; Metazoa; Chordata; Actinopteri; Syngnathiformes; Syngnathidae. The transcript has 2 exons. Gene Ontology annotation, biological process: regulation of transcription by RNA polymerase II. Gene Ontology annotation, molecular function: DNA-binding transcription factor activity; RNA polymerase II cis-regulatory region sequence-specific DNA binding. The record is from RefSeq and is a predicted model, not a curated record. The coding region runs from base 486 to 1469 and encodes 327 amino acids.
GGUAGCAAUCGGAGAAAAACAAAAUUAAUAAUUGAAGAAUACAUUUAAUGAGGACGAUAAAGCGAUUAAGUGAUAGCGAGAGCCAGUUUUACUAAUGCCGGGAUAAAUUCGUCUCAGUACACUUAGCUUCUCAAGCUAGCUUUGCUUGCUAGCUGCUCACAAAGAGACCCGGAAGUUAGCAACCUUUGGCUCACAAGAGCUCAGGUGUGAGUGUAAAGUGUACUAAAGUGUUGCGAUUGUGUGAAAAUGUGUAAAUUGCAGACGCCGAGAGCGUUGGCGAAUCAGCGACUAACUGCGGCGGUGGAGGAAAUAUUUGUAGUGUAAGAAAGAACGAAAGCAGAGUACGAGGAGGAGCUUUCUCGAACAAAAGAGGAGAACGAGCGACAACGUCAACUACUGUUUUCAAGAAGCCUCAAGUUGUGUUACACAAAGAAGACGUCAGUGAAGAAUAUUUUACCCCUGAGCAGCAGGAGCGGAACUCCAGGAUGGAACACAUUAAAGAGGAAGAGGAGGGUCCACAUCCCUCCAACAUUAAAGAGGAAAAUGAGGAGCCACAGCUCCCGCACAUUAAAAAGGAAGAGGAGGAUCACAGGAUCAGUUGGGAGGGAGAGCAUCUCGAAGGACUGGAGGAGUUCCCAGUGAUUGGUGACCCUGUGAAGAGUGAAGAUGAUGAAGGUGAAAGUGAGGAGAAGAGAGAGGUGGAGCCUCCAAGCAGCAGCUCAUCUCAACACAUGACAACAGAAGCUGAUGGAGACCACUGUGGAGGAUCACAAGCAGAAAACCUCUUAGCUCCACUAUCAGAUAGUGACGACACAACGUCACACUCUCCUGACACUGAUGAUGAAGACUCUGAAGCUGAUAUGACAUGUCACACUGACAACACACGCUUUAAAUGCUCUCAAUGUGACAAACAUUUUUCUCAAAAGGGAAAUCUGAAGAAACACCUGAGACACCACACUGGAGAGAAACCUUUCACCUGCUCAGUUUGUGGUAAAAGAUUCUCAGACCAAUCAAAUUUAAAAGUACACAGUAGAAGUCAUACUGGAGAGAAACCUUUUCCUUGCACUGUGUGUGGUGUAAGAUUCUCUCACAAAAAUAGUUUAAAAAGACAUGCAAUAAAAAUACACACCGGAGAGAAACCUUUCCCUUGUGUAGUCUGUGGUAGACGAUUCUCUCAAAAAUGUGGUUUAAAAACACACACAAGAAUACACGCUGGAGAGAAACGUUUUCCUUGCAUGGUGUGUGGUAAAGGAUUCAAUUUUGCAGCUCAUUUAAGUAGACACAAAAUAAUACACACUAGAGAGAAACCUUUUUCCUGCUCAGUUUGUGGGAAAGAGUUCAAUCAUCAAGGUCAUUUAAAAAGACACACAAGAGCGCACGCUAGAGAGAAACCUUUCUCCUGCUCAGUUUGUGGUAAAAGUUUCUCUCAGAAGAUGUCUUUGAUAGGACACACGAGAACACACUCCUGAGGAAACAACCUUUCUUGUUGAAUGUGUGGUCAGCGAUUCACAAAGAGAACAAACUUGACUGAACACAUCAGGAUCCACCAUGGGAAGAAAAAGGACGUGCCCGGCUGGAUUUCAAAGUACACAAUAAGGGAAGUGCGAAUAAGCAAGACAGUAUUGCGCUUUAAAAAACAAAAACUGUGCAAAAGGACUUCUAACGUUUGCUAACUGACAUGAUGAUGAAAUGUUUGCAAAGUUUUCUUUUCUUCUUUUAGACCUGAGAAUUGUACAUUUAAUCAUCAGUAGAAGAAAUGCACACGAGGGUUCGAUACCUGGCCAGGGUUGGGUCAGGAAGGGCAUCCGGUGAAAAAACGAAGCCAAAACCCGUUCACGUGUUUGAGUUGCCGUGGCGAUCCCUGACAGGGAGGAGCCAAAAGUGAGAAAAAACAUGACGAAAAUGAAAAUGGAAUGAAAGUAGUACCUGUGCUCAUUUUGUGUGAAGCUUCUCUCGGGUGGGAAAUUUGAGGGCAUGCGCUGGAGAGAAACCAUUUUCAUGUUCAGUCUGCAGCUGUUUUGGUUCUCGCGCAUAUAUCUUGU